Messenger RNA from Labeo rohita (rohu), 4492 nucleotides. RefSeq names its product ArfGAP with FG repeats 2 (gene agfg2). The transcript has 14 exons. The coding region runs from base 801 to 2216 and encodes 471 amino acids. Lineage: Eukaryota; Metazoa; Chordata; Actinopteri; Cypriniformes; Cyprinidae. Gene Ontology annotation, molecular function: GTPase activator activity. The record is from RefSeq and is a predicted model, not a curated record.
UAAUGUAAUUUAACAGAAGAAUGUGUCAACAGGAUGCACUCACUUAAAAUUCAUCUUAAGUGUUUCCCAUCUGAUCGUUACGCUAUUCUUUUUUCAGUCGUGGUCCAUGAGGGACACUGCAUGUCGAUUGGGUACUUCGUGUAAAGAGUUAAUAAACACACGAAGGACAGCAUUUUUUAUUUCAAACGUCAUACAGAAGGGCGUGAUAAACCUUACUCGUGUCCAAGAUAAAAAUCUCACGUUGCUGGGUAACACUGGAAAUAAAUAAGCACAAAAUAAUGAGCACACGGACAUCAAAAACAAAAUAUUGUUAAGCAGAUUAGUCCCCACUUAUCCCGCUGCGUGCAUUCGCUUUCCAGAGGCACCGUGGGUUCUGAGUUGCCUCCUUCGUCCUCGUCUUGGUUUCUGUUCGCGAUCUCCCCAGAAUCUGAAAGGAGAGACGGGUGCGCAACAGCAGAGACUACGCUUUGAUACGGAGAGGAAUCAGUGGAGCGAGGAAGAAUAAUGAGAAUCGGAUUUUCUUUGCGCCCAGAGGAGAAAACCGCAGCAAUGAAUAAAUAAACAGGGCGGUUGUAAAACUCCAGGCGGAUCGGCCAGUCGUGACCACGAGAGACUACGCAUGUAAGAUCGCUUCAACUCAGUGCAUGAGAAGACCACCAGCCGCAUAGGCGCCUUCAGAAUGCGGGCGUGAGAAGAACCAUACUACGACGGGGGAAUUCAAGUGCAACGGCGGCCGAGUGAACGGCUCCCCCACAACAGUCUUGAGGGCCAGGGGGUGUGUGCGACUGCAGGGCACCAGCAUGUCGAACCGAAAGCACCGGGACAACCAGGAGAUAUGCGCCCGCAAGGUCCGCGAGCUCGCGCAGACGGGAGUGAACAAGCACUGCUUCGAGUGCAACCAACCCGGGGUGACUUACAUCGACAUCACCGUGGGCUGCUUCGUAUGCACGUCAUGCUCUGGAAUGCUGAGAGGGCUCAACCCACCCCACAGAGUUAAGUCUAUUUCCAUGACAACCUUCUCCCAACAGGAAGUGGAGUUUUUGCAAAACCAUGGCAACGAGGUUGGAAGGAGGACCUGGCUCUGCACAUUUGACCCCAAAACAGAUGGCUGUUUUGAUGCUCGUGACACACAGAAGCUGAAAGAGUUCUUGCAGGACAAAUAUGAGAGAAAGAAAUGGCAUUUCUCUAAAAGCAAGAUUCGCAGAGAUGUGAGUGAGUCACCAUGGGGUCCAGGGGUUCAGGCGAUUCCAGCUCCACACGGUCCCGCUCAGAAUCAACCUCCACCAGGACAUCCUCUGAACCCCACUACCCGGCCCACUCGGACACUGUCCCAGUCCCAGUUGUCAAUAUGGGACAGAGCUCCUGCUGUCUCCCCAGCUGAUAGCCGUACUGAGGUGUUCACUGCCAGACCAACUCGCUCACAGAGCUUCAGAGAUCAUCCCAUUAAAGACACAUUGUUAAGUGGUGUGGAGAGACAGAGGCCAGGAACAAUUUCUUCUGGAUUGGGACACCAGAAUCAUCCCUCCUCUUUUCCAGCCCUUCCACGUCCUUCAGCAAGUAGCACUUUCAAAAACAGCUUUACUUUAGGUCGCACUCUGUCAACUGGGGGUGGAGCUCCAUUUAGGGCCUUCCCUAAAUCUUUGAGUUUGGAUUUUGGGGGUCUAAGCCACGCCCACAACACUCUAAGUUCUGCUGCUCCGCCCCCUGUCACUCAGGAUAAGUAUGCAGCCUUAUCACAGCUUGAUAAAGUGUUCUCAGACAACACACCUGUCACAGCUAUUACAACAGCUCCCUCUGAUGGACCCCCUCAGUAUAGCAGCCUCUUUAGUAACCGUCUGUCCUCCAGUUCCACCCCUGCAAGUUCUCCAGGUGUUCCAGAGGCCACCUCUGGAUCUCAAACGUUUGCAAAUUUCCCAAACCCCUUCAAUUCUACAGCCAGUUGCGCCCAGCCUGUUCUGUCUCCUAGUAACCCCUUCAAAAGCACAGCCUCAGAUGAUGCCUCCUCCUCAGCCAUCUUUCCUCAGUCUGUCUCUUUUCCUGCACCCACCACCCAAAGUGCUUUUUCACACCAACAGUCUAGUAACCAGGAAGCGAACGGUUUCAACUCAUUUCCUGCCCCUGAGUCGGUCCCUAAAGUCCCACGACCAAUGUCUGUCAACCCUUUUACCGGGAAUGUUUACCCGAGCAGAGGAGCAUCACUGAACCCUUUUAUCUGAACCACCUCGGCCAUGGAGAAAGAAGAGAGCGAGUGAAGCUUGUUUACUUUGCCAUACCUACAGAAAUCACCCUACACUUUUACGUGUGUCUUCAUGUAUGUUUAAAGGUGUGUGCGUUUGUUAGCAGAUAUUGUACAUGUAACUAUUUGUACAUGCUUUGUUGUAUGUGUGUGUGUGCGCGAGUGUGUGUGUUUGUAUGUGCCCUUUUGUACCAAAUGCUAUAAACUAAGCUUUGUGUGUGUGUGUGUUUGUACAUACAUCAGUGUGGGUUUUGCCUAAUAUCAGAGGAAUUUUUCUGAUGAUAGGAGAACUUCAGAUGAAGGUGCUUAUGAGAGCCAUUAACACUCACAAACACACACACAAGCUGCUGCUUUGACCUUUCCACACAGUACUAGAAAUUCUCGUGCCAAUAUCGCCCUAACCUGAGUGCCCACUUACUUCUCUCAAACACAGAGGUCGACACAUUACAAUAAAAUAGUAGCAAUUCGAGCUUCAGAUCAUCUCAGUAAUGCAUUUCUCCUCAGUGCCGAUUUGGUUUAUUUGAUUCAGAUGCAUGUUAAUAAUACGGCAUAAACAAAGCAGGCAUUUCCCUCACUUUUCGGUCUGUGUACGUAUGCCGGGCUUGUUUCUAUUUAUUUUGACAUUGACGUUUCAUUUCAGACGUUGAUAAGUAUUUGUGUGUGCAUUGUCGAACUGCAUGCGCUUCUUAAGCUGAGCAGGAAGCUGCCGAAUGUACUGCAGUUUCAGUUAUUAUGAGGGAAAAAAGCGUUUCUUGUAUGGACCAAAAAUUGUCUGAGUUUUCUGUAUAACGUAGAGAUGGUUUCUUUUGCAAAAGAUUCAUAUAGAAUGUCUUUGUAUCAAGAUGUAUCCAUAUGCAUAAAGCUAUCCAUAACUGUCGUGUCGACGUGUAUUGUCUAUGUGAUGCAAAUCAAACUGAAUUUGCUGCUUUUGGAAUUUCAUGCAAUAUCUUUUUAUGACAGCAUCAUUUAUAUUUUUCUGUGAAGAUCAUUAUUGCAUUAUGAAUGUAUUUGCACUCUAUGAACAUUAGGGCUUUCAACUGAAAAUUAAAAUAUAAAACGUAUAAAUUUCACCUCUCACCUGAUCUAGUCUAAUUUUUAUGAACGGGUGAUUGUGGUUUGAUAGAGUUAUAGUUGAAAUAGCUGGUUAGUGCUAUACUUAAUCUACAAGUUAAUAUAUACCACCAGUCAAAAGUUUUUGAACAGUAAGAUAUUUAUUGUUUUUUAAUGAAGACUUUUCUGCUCACCAAGUCUGCAUUUAUUUGAUCAGAAGUACAGCAAAACAACAGUAAAAUUCUGAAAUAUUUUUACUAUUUAAAAUAACUGUUUUAUGUUUGAAUAUAUUUUAAAAUGUAAUUAAUUCCUGUGAUCAAAUCUACAUUUUCAACAUCAUUACUCCAGUCUUCAGUGUCACAUGAUCCUUCAGAAAACAUUCUAUUAUGCUGAUUUGCUGUUCAAGAAACAUUUAUUAUUAUUAUUACCUGAAAAAACAUUCUACUCAGCUGUUUUCAACAUAGCAAUAAUAAUACAUGUUUUCUGAGCAGCAAAUCAGAAUAUUACAAUGAUUUCUGAAGGAUCAUGUGACUGGAGUUCUGAUGCUAAAAAUUCAGCUUUGAAAUCACAAGAAUAAAUUACAUUUUAAAAUACAUUCAAAUAGAAAACAAGUAUUUUACAUGGUAAAAAUAUUUCUAAAUUUUACAGUUUUUGCUGUACUUUGAAUCAAAUAAAUGCAGACUUGGUGAGCAGAAGAGGCUUCUUUAAAAAACAUUUAAAACUUUUGACUGGUAUUGUACUUCUAAAUAUUACUUUGGUGAACCACUGCAGCUUCUAAAAAUCCACACAGUGCCAUAAAUAUUUAUUCAUAUAUUUUUAAAUAAAUGUUUAACCUAAAAUUCUUGUCCAUGUUGUCAAAUACCCAGCUGCAAUGGACCAAUCAGUUCACUAGGUGUCGCAAGUAAUCUAUUUUCAAUCAUUUUCAAUCUAUUAUUAAUCAAUAAUUUAAAGAUUUUAUUUUAUUUAUUUAUUUAAAUUACAUUUAUAAUGUACACCUGCAUUACUGACUUAUUCAUAAUGUACAGCCAAACCCAUUUUUGUUCUCACAGAAAGUAAAACCAAAAAUGUUUGGCAUCUUCUGAAUGUAUUAAAAGAUGAUACAACCGCAUUAGUUCUGCCUUAUUUUUAAGCCUUUUGCCCAUUGUUCUCCUCGUACUGUCACUCCAACUAUUUAUCUGCAAUAAAUUAAGAGAUUAAUGACUACAA